Dracunculus medinensis (Guinea worm) is the source of this 1419-nucleotide messenger RNA. Lineage: Eukaryota; Metazoa; Nematoda; Chromadorea; Rhabditida; Dracunculidae. The record is from the annotation of a GenBank genome assembly.
AUGGAUGAAAAAUUAGCGAUUAUAUAUGAAGACAGUGACGAUGGUGAAUUUUUGAAUUGGAAAGUGUGCAACGGUUCAUACAUUCGUAAAAAUGCUCAUCUUUUAAAUUAUUCGAAAUUGAAAAAGAUUUGUCACAAAACAUUUAAAAAAGGAUUCUUACUGAAAUAUGGAAUGACAGUUGCUACAAUUGAACCGUGUAAACAUGAAAUAGUUAUGAAAGAUAUGUGUGCCACGUGUGGAAAGGAUUUUAGAGCGGCGCAUGGUUCAGUGACUGGAAUACUUAAUGAAGCACCUGCUGCAAGCGUUUCUAUGAUUCAUCACGUCCCGGAAUUAAUUGUUUCUAGCCAACUGGCUCGUGAAAUCGGUAAUCGCGAUCGUGAAUUUGUAUUAAAAGCUCGUAAAUUAGUGUUAUUAGUUGAUUUAGAUCAAACCCUUAUUCAUUCAACCAGUUGUCCAUUCAGUGGUGAUAAUGUAUCGGAUAUCAAAUGUUAUAAAUUGCAGUCGACAACAUUUUAUACAAAAAUAAGACCAUAUACGAGGGAAUUUCUAGAAAGAAUGAACAUUUUAUUUGAAAUGCAUAUAAUAAGUUAUGGCGAAAGGCUGUAUGCACAUCAGAUUGCUAGUAUUUUGGAUCCAGAUAAAAUUUAUUUCGGGCAUCGUAUAUUAUCGCGUGAUGAAUUGUUUUGUGCCAUGUAUAAAACAAGAAAUAUGCAGUCAUUAUUUCCAUGUGGCGAUCAGUUAAUUGCUAUAAUUGAUGAUCGCCCCGAUGUUUGGCAGUAUUCUGAUGCCCUUAUUCAGGUCGUUCUAAUUGCUUUUUCUUUAGUUAUGGCUUGCUCAGUAAUAGGGAAUUCUGAUGAAACUGAUCAUACAUUGGAAUAUGUUGCCGAUAUUUUAACGAAAAUACAUAGAGAAUUUUAUUAUCAUUAUGAUAAAGAUGGUGGAAAAGUUAUUACGGAUUUGAAAACAAUAAUUGCGAAUGAACGCGCGAAAGUGUUAAAAAAUUGCUCAGUGGUAUUAAGUGGGAUAGUUCCAGUGGGUACAGAUUUAACAAAAGUUGAAGCAUAUCGACUUUGCAAGCAAUUCGGUGCUACGGUUACUAUUAAUAUUAAUGAUAAAACAACACAUAUUAUAGCAGCACGAUGGGGAACGAUAAAAGUCCAUGAAGCUCUAAAACGAUCAGAUAUUUAUGUAGUUCACCCGCAGUGGUUAUACGAUUGUGUUGAAAGAUGGCAAAAGAUUGAUGAAAAAGAUUAUCUGUUAACGAAAGAAACAAUGAAUAAAACUGGAAAGCCUUUGGGCGGAUCGCUUAUCAAAGGAGUUUUACCAACGUUGUCAACUUUGAAUUCAAUGCUUAAGGAAGUAGAGGAAGAGGUUAUUAAAGGCCAUAAUUUCAGAUACUUCGAAAUCAAAUUCGUUUAA